Molecule: messenger RNA, 1311 nt
Organism: Dendrobium catenatum
Lineage: Eukaryota; Viridiplantae; Streptophyta; Magnoliopsida; Asparagales; Orchidaceae
Product: pectinesterase QRT1-like
Exons: 6
Coding region: 1-1227 (408 amino acids)
Biological process (GO): cell wall modification
Molecular function (GO): pectinesterase activity
Source: RefSeq, a predicted model, not a curated record
AUGGCAAAAAGCUUAGCUUGCCUUACAGAUGAGCCUUUGUCAACAGAUAAUCUGAAUGCCAAGAGCCCAUUGGAGCUGAAGAGAUUGGUUGAGCAAUGGCUAGAAGCGGUGGUGACUAUGGCCGGAGGAGGUGGUGGCGGAGACCGAUGGUGGCUGGUUGCAUUGGUGACGACAGAGGCAGUGUUAGUGGAUGAAAGUGGAGCUGAGAUUGUCUUCUGCCAUGGCUUAGAGAGCUUGCAGAGCUUACAGAGCAUAAUUUCAUGGAGUGAUUUAAGAAUUGACGAGCACUACAGAGAUUCAAAUAUCAAAGAUGAGGAAGGAAAAAGAGUUAUCUUGGUGUCAAAGGACGGUUCUGGGGAUUCGAAGACUGUCCAAGGAGCAGUAGAUAUGGUUCCUGAUGGAAAUAAGGAGAGAGUAAAGAUUUAUAUAGCCUCAGGUGUUUACAGAGAGCAAGUGUAUGUUCCAAUCACAAAGCCGUAUAUAUCCUUCAUUGGCAAUAAAAAUGGUGAAACUGUGAUAUCAUGGGAUCUUCGAGCAUCCGACCGAGAUUCCGAUGGUCGGGCUAUUGGCACCUUAGCUUCUGCAUCAGUGGCAAUAGAAUCUGAUUACUUUUGUGCCAAUGGAAUAACAUUUGAGAAUACAUCUCCAGCUGCACAAUCAGGAGCUUCAGGAAUGCAAGCAGUAGCACUGAGGCUUGCAGGAGACAAAGCCUUGAUAUAUAGAUGCAAAAUCCUAAGUUCUCAAGACACUCUAUUUGAUCAAUUUGGAAGGCAUUAUUUCUAUGAAUGUUAUAUACAAGGAUCUAUUGACUUCAUAUUUGGAAAUGCAAGAUCACUUUAUAAGGAAUGCACUCUUCAUGCUGUUGCUGCAAGCUAUGGUGCGAUCACUGCUUCACAGAGGAAUUCAGCUUCUGAGAAUUCAGGAUUUUCUCUGAAUUCUUGCAAGCUAUCUGGCACUGGAAUGAUUUACCUGGGGAGAGCUUGGGGUAAAUAUGCUAGAGUUAUAUAUUCUUACUGUCAGCUUGACGGAAUCAUUUUACCUCAGGGCUGGAAUGACUGGGGAGACGCAUCAAGGCAAAAAACGGUAUGGUUCGGACAGUUCAACUGCAGUGGAAGAGGUGCAGAUAUGAGCAAUAGAGUGCCAUGGGCAAGAUCACUUACUUAUGAAGAAGCGAAGCCAUUCUUAGAUCAAUACUAUAUCGAUGGUGAUCAAUGGCUGAGAUUGUAGUUGGUUGUAGAAUUUAUAAGCAACUAUUCAUUCCCAUGGCAUGACCAGAUAACUUGUAGAAGAAAUUCAUCAUAUAUGUGUAUU